Molecule: messenger RNA, 2051 nt
Organism: Dendrobium catenatum
Lineage: Eukaryota; Viridiplantae; Streptophyta; Magnoliopsida; Asparagales; Orchidaceae
Product: xanthine dehydrogenase-like
Exons: 4
Coding region: 177-2036 (619 amino acids)
Molecular function (GO): iron ion binding; 2 iron, 2 sulfur cluster binding; FAD binding
Source: RefSeq, a predicted model, not a curated record
AAAGUUAGCGAGUCAGGCGUGGGAAGAGAUCGCGACUCGGGAAAAGUUAGAACACGAGAGAGAGAGAGAGGGAGGGAGGGACACGGCAGAGCUUCCGAAAGCAAUCGGAGGAGUUCAUAGUUCAAAAAUUUUUUGUUUUAAUUUUUUGGUUUGGAGAAGGGGAUUAGGAUCAUUCGAUGGGUUCGCUCACGCAGAGGGAUGAGUUAGAGGUGUCGGCGAUGGCCGACGACGGGUGGUCGUCGGAGGCGAUCGUAUACGUUAACGGCAUCCGUCGUGUUCUUCCGGAUGGGUUGGCUCACCUCACUCUACUGCAGUAUCUAAGAGAAAUAAAUCUAACGGGGACUAAGCUUGGAUGUGGAGAAGGUGGUUGUGGAGCUUGUACAGUAAUGGUUUCAGAUUAUGAUCGAUCUGCAAGGAAAUCAGUGCAUUAUGCAGUUAAUGCAUGCUUGGCUCCAUUAUAUUCCGUUGAAGGAAUGCAUAUUAUUACUGUAGAGGGCCUUGGAUCUUGUCAGAGUGGCUUGCACCCUGUCCAGGAGGCUUUGGCUCAAGCCCAUGGUUCUCAGUGUGGAUUUUGUACCCCUGGAUUUGUGAUGUCCAUGUAUGCAUUGCUGCGGUCAAACAAAGUACCUCCUAGUGAAGAGCAGAUUGAAGAAUGCCUCUCUGGAAAUUUAUGUCGGUGUACUGGUUAUAGACCGAUAAUAGAUGCUUUUCGUGUUUUUGCUAAGACCGAUAACUCUGUGUACACUAAAUCAUAUCCAACAAAUGGUGAAUUCAUUUGCCCAUCAUCUGGAAAACCAUGUUCAUGUAGAGAAGGAAAAGUUCAUAAUAGUGAAAGUUCAGCUUGCGGUUCCACUUGUGGAGAACACAGACCUGUCUCUUACAAUGAAAUUGAUGGAAGUUUAUACAAAGAGAAGGAACUUAUUUUUCCACCAGAGCUGGUUUUGAGAAAUAAUCUUCCACUGAAAUUGCAUGGUUUUGGUGGAAUUAGGUGGUAUCGUCCCCUAAAACUUAAACAUCUAUUGGAUCUUAAGUCACUUUACCCAGCUGCAAAACUUGUUGUUGGUAAUACGGAGGUAGGAAUUGAAGUUAAUUUUAAAAAUGCACAAUAUCCAGUUCUUAUCUCUGUCUCACAUGUACCUGAGCUCAAUGUUUUGAGCAUUAAAGAGAAUGGUCUUGAGAUAGGCUCUUCUGUAAGGCUGAGCAGGCUUCAAGAAGUUCUCAAAGAAGUGAUAGCAGAACGAGAAAUUCAUGAAACAUCCUCUUGCAGGGCUAUUAGUGAUCAGCUAAAAUGGUUUGCUGGAAAGCAGGUGAAGAAUGUGGCUUCUGUUGGUGGAAAUAUAUGCACUGCGAGUCCAAUUUCAGAUUUGAAUCCACUUUGGAUGGCUGCUAGAGCAGAUUUUAAUAUUGUUGACUCAAAAGGGAACAUUAGAACUGUCCAUGCUAAAGAUUUCUUUCUUGGUUACCGCAAAGUUGAUCUUGCUCAGGGUGAAAUUCUACACUCAAUUUUCUUACCUUGGAGCAAACAUUUUGAGUUUGUUAAAGAGUUUAAGCAAUCACACCGGAGAGAAGAUGAUAUUGCUCUUGUAAAUGCUGGAAUGCGUGUGUACCUUGAGGAAGUAGAGUCAAAUUGGCAAGUUUCUGACGUUUCCAUUAUAUAUGGCGGAGUUGCUGCAGUUUCCCUCAUUGCGGCAAAAACUGAAAAUUUUCUAAUUGGAAAGACUUGGGAUAAAAACUUAUUACAGUCGGCUUUAAAAAUAUUGAAAGACAAUGUUCCUCUUGCAGGAGAUGCACCUGGUGGGAUGGUUGAAUUCCGCAAAUCACUAAUACUGAGUUUCUUUUUCAAAUUCUUCUUGUGGGUUACUCAGCAGAUGAAUACAAAUGGAUUCCUUAAGGAAUCCAUGGAUGGAACUCACCUAUCAGCCAUACAACCUUACUCCAGGCCUUGUUCUAGUGCGAGUCAGAACUACGAAAUAACAUCAGUAGGAACUGCUGUCGGUUUGCCUGUGGUUCAUCAAUCUGCUAAACUACAGGUUUAAUGAUUAAUUAGUCAA